Physella acuta is the source of this 2243-nucleotide messenger RNA. Its product is annotated as leucine-rich repeat-containing protein 34. Lineage: Eukaryota; Metazoa; Mollusca; Gastropoda; Physidae. The record is from RefSeq and is a predicted model, not a curated record. Gene Ontology annotation, molecular function: protein binding.
CAGAUGCUUCCGUUUAAAAAAAAGUUAAAAACUAGAUGUUCGAGUAACAAGAAUAACACCACAGGAUAAAAACAGUUCUACUCAAUAUGAGCCUAUAAUAUUGUAUUCAAUAAAAUAAAUAACAAUGAUAAUAUAGAUCUGUUGGCCAAUAUGCCUAAUUCUAUGUGAUAAAACUAUUUAAAUUUCAAAAUAAUUGUUAUAUUUAUCAGCUGUACAGUAUCUAGCAGUCUAAAAUGUCUGACAUACAUUCCACGUGUAUUAGCUUUGAGUCGGCUUGUGAGGAGUUGGCUAUGGACAAACCAGCUUACAUUGCCAAAAUGUUGGAAAGAGAAAAAGAAAACAAUGUUCUCAAGAAAUCAAGUAAACCAGAGUUCCAGGAAUCAAUGCACCUGUACCUGGCAGGUGACCACCCCCAGCUGACCACCGCCAGAAUCAUGGACGACGAUUGUCUCAUCCUGUACAAGACCCUGGAGGUCAAUAGAUUUGUACGCAGCAUUGACCUCAGGUACAACGUCAUCACAGAUAAGGGGGCCUUCAUUCUCGGGAAACUUCUAGCAAUAAAUAAAUUUAUCGAGGAGAUUAACAUUAUGUGUAAUGAUUUUGGAGGGGAUGGUGCAGUAGCCAUUGCUCAUGCUCUCAGGACCAACACCACACUAAAAGUUUUACGCUUGAAUGGAAAUAAAAUGGGGAACAAGGGUGGUAUGGCCUUUGCCCAGGCCCUUCAGAUAAACACAACCUUAGAAAGCCUUGACAUUGGUGAUGCUGACCUGACAAUCGAAUGCCUGAUAGCUCUGGCCACAGUACUGCGAGACAACCACACGCUCAAGGCACUCAACGUCAACAGACCACUGCUGUGGACAGUACAGGAGGAACCAACUGACCACUUCACCAGGAUGAUUAAGGUCAACAAAGGACUACGAGAACUUCACAUGCAAAAGUUUAACAUGCGAGAUUUAGGUGCUUGUCGUUUUGCUGAAAAUCUGGUUCACAAUUUCACCCUGACAUACUUGAAUCUUAGCUGUAAUAGAAUAACGAGAGACGGUGUGAAAGAGUUAUCCAAGGUUUUAAAACUAAACACAGCACUUAGGGUGCUAGACUUGAGUUUCAACAGACUGGAGGAUGAUGGGGCCAUGCAUCUGGCAGAGGCCAUUGGCCCUUACAACACAACAUUAGAGUGCCUGAACAUUGUUUCCAACAAGAUUGGACCUAAAGGCUUGUGCAGCAUAGCCGACGCCCUGAACUACAACUCAACACUGACGUCGCUGUACAUUUGGGGGAAUGAGUUUGAUGACACUGUUUGUAUGGCGUAUGCUGAACACCUCCACAGCAACCGCUUGCUGGAACCCAACUGCGACAUACACACGUACGUGGUAGAUGGGAAGGUUUACCUCAGCCAGACGGGCUACAUGCUCCGACGACAUUACUACUACGCUCCCAUAUUUGGGGACGACGUGCCCGAGUGGCAGAUCAGGGGGGAGCACCCACGCAGGGCAGAUCACACUGUCACCAUCAUCAAUGAGGAGGAGUUCAACUGCACGAUGUGACCUAAUUUGAUCUUAUGUUAAGAAAUUGAUUACAAUUAAUUACCGAGAGCCAGUUGCAGUUUUGUAAUAAUUUUUGUCUGUGAUCACCUUUCAGUCAAUUUUUUUUUUACCGCAAAAAUGUAAAGCCCCAAAAGAUUUUUAAUGUUGAUAAUAUAGUUUUUACUUAAAAAAACAACAUAAAAACUUAUUUUUUUAAACUCAAUUAAUGGUUGCAGCUUCUAAAAACAGCAUGUAUAAAAUAUUGUCUGACAAUAUUAAUCUGCAAUUUAUUGAAGGAAGAAACCAUCCCUCUAUAUAGAUAUCACACAUUUGAAGUAAAUGAAAAUUGCAUAGUCCUUAUCCAGUUUUUGGCAUUGUGGUAGAGAGUUCAAAUUUAAAUCUUGAAAAUAUUUCUUAGUUUUGUUAAAUAACUAUGUAUUCAUUAAAAUAGAACCACUAAAGUAAAGAUUUGAAAGUGGUCAGUGCCUAAAGGUUUGACCACUGCUGCCCACAGUAUUGUCAAUUGAAGAAUUUGAUUGGCUGGUCCGUUUUGUCCAUUUUAAUCAGGAGAUAAUUUGCAAAUACUUGGUCAGCUGUGACAAUAAUUUAUUGAAAUGUAUUUACAAAUCUUAAAUUAUCAGUAAAUAUUGUCCACUAAUUUAAGAGAGAAGUUUUUAUUUUGAGUCAUUACGGGCUGUAUUUGUCAACAUCCUGUUUUUU